CUCACACGCCCGCGCACGCACAGAAGGCGGAAAUGCGGCGGAUGUCGGUGAUGUUCGCGCAGAGCUGCAGGAUUAUUACAGACUCUGUCCGUGGGGCUCUGCUGGCCUCAUGAUGAUGGGGAAGUACUUCUUCAGCGAGACGGACAUCAAGAGCCCGUGGGAUCAGGUGUUGGCAGCCUUCUGGCUGAGAUACCCAAACCCAUACAGCACUCAUGUUCUGACGGAGGACGUAGUUUUCCGUGAGGUGACGCCGGAUAACCAGCUCCUGUCCCGGCGGCUCCUGACGAAGACCAAUCGUCUCCCUCGCUGGGCGGAGCGCGUCUUCCCCGGAAAUCUGUCGCGUUCGGUUUACAUCAUCGAGGAUUCGGUGGUCGACCUCCGAAACAGAAGCCUCACGACGCUGACCUGGAACGUAAAUCACGCUAAACUCAUGCGUGUGGUGGAGCGCUGUGUGUUUGCGGGCGAACAGGACCGGCCUGUUUGGACACGGAUCACCAGAGAAGCCUGGAUCUCAUCCGGAGUCUUUGGCCUCUCCAGACCCAUUCAGGAGUUCGGUUGGGCCAGGUUCAGGAGUAAUCAGGUGAAAGCCAUGAAGGGUUUGGAGCAUGCACUGUCCAAUCUGCAGAAAGCAUCGGCCGUGUGUCCUGAAGAUUCGGCAGAGAAACACAAAAACAUCGAUUCAGCCUCCAAAACCCAGAAACCUCAGCAAUACAUAUGACCAGUAUGAACAAAUAGUGAAUGUCAUGAUCAUAUCAGGUCACCCCAAAAAAUCUGAACAAAAUCAAAUGCAUUUACGAAUAUUACAAAUUUAUUUGAUCAAAACACUAUUUUUAUGACCAUUAUAUUUCCCCCAGUUCUCAUCACUGCUAUGCUAGAAGAUUAUUUUAACUGUGAAGUAUUUAUUUAUAUAUCAUUGUAGCAUUUGUUGUACUGCCUUUAAGCUGAUUUCAAUUUAAAAACAAAGUUACUGUAUUGCAAAACGGUUUAACUAUAAUACAGAAAGAAAUUAUUAAAUAAUACUGAGUUUGACUGAGUUUAUAUCACAAAACUGAGUUUAUAUCACAAUUCUGUUUAAUUCUCGCAAAACUGAGUUUAUAUCGCAAUUCUGUUUAAUUCUCGCAAAACUGAGUUUAUAUCACAAUUCUGUUUAAUUCUCGCAAAACUGAGUUUAUAUCGCAAUUCUGAGUUUCAAUAUCGCAAAAUUUAGUUUAUAUCGCAAAACUGAGUUAAUACCACAAAACUGAGAUUAUAUCGCAAUUCUGUGUAUAAUUCUCGCAAAACCAUGCUUCUAUCACAAAACUGAGUUUAUACCGCAAUUCUGAGUUUCAAUAUCGCAAAACCGAGUUUAUAUCGCAAUUCUGAGUGUAAUUCUUGCAAAACCAUGCUUAUAUCACAAAACUGAGUUUAUAUCGCAAUUCCGAGUUUAAUUCUCACAAAACUGGGUUUAUAUCGCAAUUCUGAGUUUCAAUAUCGCAAAACCGAGUUUAUAUCGCAAUUCUGUUUAAUUCUCACAAACCUGACUUUAUAUCGCAAUUCUGGGUUUCAAUAUCACAAAACUGAGUUUAUAUCGCAAUUCUGUUUAAUUCUCGCAAAACUGAGUUUAUAUCACAAUUCUGUUUAAUUCUCGCAAAACUGAGUUUAUAUCGCAAUUCUGAGUUUCAAUAUCGCAAAAUUUAGUUUAUAUCGCAAAACUGAGUUAAUACCACAAAACUGAGAUUAUAUCGCAAUUCUGUGUAUAAUUCUCGCAAAACCAUGCUUCUAUCACAAAACUGAGUUUAUACCGCAAUUCUGAGUUUCAAUAUCGCAAAACCGAGUUUAUAUCGCAAUUCUGAGUGUAAUUCUUGCAAAACCAUGCUUAUAUCACAAAACUGAGUUUAUAUCGCAAUUCCGAGUUUAAUUCUCACAAAACUGGGUUUAUAUCGCAAUUCUGAGUUUCAAUAUCGCAAAACCGAGUUUAUAUCGCAAUUCUGUUUAAUUCUCACAAACCUGACUUUAUAUCGCAAUUCUGGGUUUCAAUAUCACAAAACUGAGUUUAUAUCGCAAAAUUGAGUUUAUAACGCAAAACAGAGUUUAUAUCGCAAAACAGAGUUUAUUUCGCAAAACCAAGUUUAUUUCGCAAAACCAAGUUUAUUUCGCAAUUCUGAGUUUCAAUAUCACAAAACCGAGUUUAUAUCACAAAACCGAGUUCAUAUCGCAAAACCGAGUUUAUUUCGCAAAACCGAGUGUAUAUCGCAAUUCUGAGUGUAAAUCUUGCAAUUCUGAGUUUAAAUCUCACAAUACUUAGUUAAUAUUGCAAUAAUGAGAUAAUAUCUUGGAAUCCUGCUUAAAUUUCAUAAUUCUGAGAUUAUAUCGCAAUUCUGAGUUUAUAUUUUCCAAAUUCUGAGUUUAAAUCUCACAAUAUAUAUAUAUAUAUAUAUAUAUAUAUAUAUAUAUAUUACUGCUGUCUUUUCUCUUCAGAAUUGUGACCUUAUAUCAAAAAAAAGAACUGUGAUACAGAAACUCAAAACUCAAAAAAAGUUUUUUAGCUGUUGACCUUAACACUUGAGUAAUAAGUUGUAAAGACAUGUUUCAUUACUACAAAAGAAAAACCACAGAACAGAUUAAAUUAUCAGUGUUAGUUCCUCUUUCCAUUGCUGUUUAUCAGUAUUACAUCUGACACCGUGAGAGUCCUCUGUUAAAGAUUAAAAAUAAUCAUCAUCAUGUUUUCUUCUGUGUGCCCAUCAUUUCAGAAGCAUCGGCCGUGUGUCCUGGAGAUUCGGCCGAGAAACACAAAAACAUCGAUUCAGCCUCCAAAACCCAGAAACCUCAGCAAUACAUAUGACCAGUAUGAACAAAUAGUGAAUGUCAUGAUCAUAUCAGGUCACCCCAAAAAAUCUGAACAAAAUCAAAUGCAUUUACGAAUAUUACAAAUUUAUUUGAUCAAAACACUAUUUUUAUGACCAUUAUAUUUCCCCCAGUUCUCAUCACUGCUAUGCUAGAAGAUUAUUUUAACUGUGAAGUAUUUAUUUAUAUAUCAUUGUAGCAUUUGUUGUACUGCCUUUAAGCUGAUUUCAAUUUAAAAACAAAGUUACUGUAUUGCAAAACGGUUUAACUAUAAUACAGAAAGAAAUUAUUAAAUAA
Messenger RNA from Carassius auratus (goldfish), 3120 nucleotides. Its product is annotated as PRELI domain-containing protein 1, mitochondrial-like. The transcript is spliced from 6 exons. Bases 110 to 718 code for a protein of 202 amino acids. Gene Ontology annotation, cellular component: mitochondrial intermembrane space. The record is from RefSeq and is a predicted model, not a curated record. NCBI's taxonomy places the organism in Eukaryota, Metazoa, Chordata, Actinopteri, Cypriniformes, Cyprinidae.